UGGGUCAUAUACUUUAUGAGAAGUGGGUUUUUCUUCAAAAUUACUGUGAAAUUAGGCGACUCCAGGCCUUAGUCAGAUAAGUCAUUGCAGGACCACGAAAAUGUUUUACCAAUGUAUCGUUUUGGUUGUUCUCAUCACGGUGAUGGAAAUUGAAACACAGUGCAGCCCUGAGGGAACUUGCUCCUGCAUUGAUGUCGAAACAGCCGUGAUAAUGAGAAAUAGAUGUGAUUGCUCACGACGUUGUGCCGUCAAGACACCUGAGCUAUCGACCACACCUCCCCCAUUACAACGAAAACCACCGGAUGCCCCCAUUGACCUCAGGGUAACCGAUGUCACGUCAACAAGUGUAGAUCUGUCAUUCACGCCGGGUUUUGAUGGCAAUAGUCCAAUUCAGUGCUACACCGUUCAAUAUACUGCCUUGGGAUGCAUUGACUUUCCGACCAGCGUAUACAAGACCAGAAGAUUUGUGCUAGACCAUUCGAAUGUCAUACACCUCGACGGCCUCGAGCCAAACGUCGAAUACAUAUUCCAGGUAUUCGCCACAAAUGGUAUAGGCAGUAGUGAUUCAAGUCCUAGUUUGAGGGAGAAGACUGACGAUGUACCACCACAAAAAUCACCACACGGCAUUUCGGUUGACAAUUCACGCCGAAAGAAAUUGCUUCUCGGAUGGCAGCCACCACUUGUGGAGUCCUGUGCUGGCCAACCCCUUGGAUACAAUAUCACGUGGUGGAAAACAUGGGAAUCGGUGGAUGAGGUUGGUGAGAGGCAGUAUGCAUGGAUUGUAGGAAAGAAUAGGACUGAGUUUCUGAUAAAGAGACUGAGCUACGCUACAGAGUAUAAUAUUGCUGUAGCAGCGUGCAACGACAUGGGUUGUGGGCCAUUCAGCGUUGAUGUCAUUGCUACUACUAAGAGACGAGCGAAAAGGAAGAGAUGCGACACUGAAACAUGUGACAGUCAACAACUCACUGUAACCCAGAGGAUUUCCACUGCCGACUGUAAUCUCUCUAGUAGUGAUGACAGCGGGGCAGGAACAGAAUCGAAGACCGACACUCCACUACAGCAGCUAAAGCGACCGAAGAUCACUACUCUAAAUUCAGAAAUCGUAAUACAUCUCGGGAGUCCACUGAAGAUCAACUGUACGUUAAGUGAUGAUGAUGAAGGGGCGUCAUUAUACUGGUUACAGAAUAAUCAGACUAUGAAUGGGACAAGUCUUCGUGUACAUUUCAAAGAGUACACGAACCAUACCCAUUUAGUGUCUGAGUUGUUUAUCCCGAACAGUCUUAGAGAUGAUGCAGGAACUUAUCGGUGCAUUGCUUCGACUGCCUACGGACAGACUGACUCUAUGUUCAAUGUUAAAAUACAAGAAUGUCCUGGUGUUCCCACCGAUUUUAUGGCAACAUGGGCCACAUCAACAUCAAUAGGACUAUUUUGGAAGCAGCCUUUCGAUGGCCACAGUCCAAUCACAAAUUACACCAUUGCGCACACGGCCAAAGAGUGCAGUGUGCCCGGUAUCUGGGAGAACUUCAGGACUGAAACGAAGGUCGUUACAAUACCGAAUUCAAAUGAUUCACCAAUGAGUUAUGCUAUUGACAAUCUUCAGCCAAAUGUUAACUACGAUAUCACGAUAUUUGCAACAAAUUCGUUGGGGAAUAGUAAUGUUAGUUAUGUUAUGGAGACGACUCAAGAUGAUCGACCCAACACGCCACCACACGAUGUUCAGGUCUUUGUCGUAGGCCGUGGAGAGUUACACUUGAAAUGGCAGCCACCAUCUAGGUAUUCCUGUGUUGGAAAAUUCCUGGGAUAUACUGCUACCUGGUUUGAACUCUCAUCAUCUGGAACUGAUCAUGAAAAUUCCGCUAAGAUUGAGAGGGAUGCCACGGAUUUCACUUUGUCACAAUUGAAAGACGACACACGAUAUAAUAUUUCUCUUUCUGUCUUCAAUCACGUUGGUCAUGGACCUGCUACUUCUGUCAUUGAAACUACUUGGAGAAUAGAACGUCCUGGUGUCCCCAUGAAUUUUAUGCAAACACAGAGCACCUCCACAUCAAUAGAAGUAGCUUGGAAGCAGCCUUUCGAUGGCCACAGUCCAAUCACAUACUACACCAUCGUGUACACGUCCAAAAAGUGCAGAGUGACCGGUACCUGGAAGGAUUUCAGGUCUCAAAGGAAGUCCGUUACAAUACCGAAUUCAAAUAAUUCACUUAUGAUGUAUACUAUUGAGAAUCUUCAGUCGAAUGUUAUUUAUGAUCUCGAGAUAUUUGCAACGAAUUCUUUAGGGAAUAGUAAUGUUAAUUAUCUUGAGGGAACGACUCAAGAUGAUCGACCCAACACGCCACCACGCAAUGUUCAGGUUUCGGCCGUAGGCCGUGGACAGUUACGCUUGGAAUGGCAGCCGCCAUCUAAGGAAGCCUGUGUUGGAGAUUUCGUGGCAUAUACUGCUACCUGGUUUGAACUCUCGUCAUCUGUAACUGAUCAUGGGAAUUCCACUAAGAUUGGGAAGGAUGCCAUGGAUUUCACUUUGUCAAAAUUGAAAGACGACACACGAUAUAAUAUUUCUCUUUCAGUCUGCAACAACAUUGGUGAUGGACCUGCAACUUCUGUCAUUGGAACUACUUGGAGAAUAGAACGUCCUGGUGUCCCCAUGAAUUUUAUGCAAACACAGAGCACCUCCACAUCAAUAGAAGUAGCUUGGAAGCAGCCUUUCGAUGGCCACAGUCCAAUCACAUACUACACCAUCGUGUACACGUCCAAAAAGUGCAGAGUGACCGGUACCUGGAAGGAUUUCAGGUCUCAAAGGAAGUCCGUUACAAUACCGAAUUCAAAUAAUUCACUUAUGAUGUAUACUGUUGAGAAUCUUCAGUCGAAUGUUAUUUAUGAUCUCGAGAUAUUUGCAACGAAUUCUUUAGGGAAUAGUAAUGUUAAUUAUCUUGAGGGAACGACUCAAGAUGAUCGACCCAACACGCCACCACGCAAUGUUCAGGUUUCGGCCGUAGGCCGUGGACAGUUACGCUUGGAAUGGCAGCCGCCAUCUAAGGAAGCCUGUGUUGGAGAUUUCGUGGCAUAUACUGCUACCUGGUUUGAACUCUCGUCAUCUGUAACUGAUCAUGGGAAUUCCACUAAGAUUGGGAAGGAUGCCAUGGAUUUCACUUUGUCAAAAUUGAAAGACGACACACGAUAUAAUAUUUCUCUUUCAGUCUGCAACAACAUUGGUGAUGGACCUGCAACUUCUGUCAUUGGAACUACUUGGAGAAUAGAUCCUCCUGACGCCCCAACCGAUCUUACAAUAACGCACAUCACCGCAACAGCAGCUAAUCUGUCAUUCACGCCGCCUUUAGUUGGCCAUAUUCCGAUUGACAACUACACCAUUCAAUAUGUCACGUCCGGGUGUGACACCUCGAGGAAGACCGAAUCGAAGAGGAAAACAUUUGUUCUAAAAAAUUCAAAUUUGAUCCAUCUUGACGAGCUCAAACCAAAUGCUGAAUAUAUAUUCAGUAUAUUCGCCACGAAUUCGGUAGGUAGCAGCAGUUUCAGUCGUUCUGUAAGGAAGAAGACUAACGCUGUGGCACCGGAAUAUCCACCGAGAAAUAUUAGCGUUGAAUCUACGGUCCGUGGGGCGCUGUACAUAAGAUGGGAACCACCAUUUCCGGAAUCCUGUGCUGGCUAUCAUGACGGAUAUAAUAUUAUGCGGUCAGAACUCUCAACAUCGACCUCCCAAGUCAUUCAGACAAAGAAUAUCACGGUUGAAGGAAAGGAUACGAGGUAUUACACCGUAUCAUCAUUGAACGACGGCACGCGAUAUAACAUUUCUGUAGCGGCGCGCAAUGACAUUGGUAUCGGACCGUAUAGCCGCGGUAUUAUCGGGACUACUCAGAAUGGAGAGCGACCGAAGAUCACUACUCCAAAUUCAGAAAUCGUAAUACAUCUCGGGAGUCCACUGAAGAUCAACUGUACGUUAAAUGGUGAUGAUGAAGGGGCGACAUUAUACUGGUUACACAAUAAUCAGACUAUGAAUGGGACCAGUCUUCGUGUGCAGUCCAAAGAGUACCCGAAUCGUACCCAUUUAAUGUCUGAGUUGUCUAUCCCGAAAAGUCGUAGAGAUCAUGCAGGAACUUAUCGGUGCAUUGCUUCGAAUGCCUACGGACAGAGUCACUCUAUGUUCAAUGUUAAAAUACAAGAACGUCCUGGUGUCCCCACAAAUUUUAUGCAAACACAGAGCACCUCCACAUCAAUAGAAGUAUCUUGGAAGCAGCCGUUUGAUGGCCAUAGUCCAAUCACAAGUUACACCAUUUCGUACACGUCCAAAAAGUGCAGCGUGUCUGGUACCUGGAAGAACUUCAGGUCUCAAAAGAAGUCCGUUAUAAUACCGAAUUCAAAUGAUUCACUUAUGAUUUAUACUAUUAAGCAUCUUCAGUCCAAUGUUAUUUAUGAUCUCAAGAUAUUUGCAACGAAUUCUUUGGGGAAUAGUAAUGUUAAUCAUCUUGAGGCAACGACUCAAGAUGAUCGACCCAACACGCCACCACGCGAUGUUCAUGUUUGGGCCGUAGGCCGUGGAGCGUUGCGCUUGAAAUGGCAGCCACCAUUUAAGGAAUCCUGUAUUGGAGAUUUCGUGGCAUAUAAUGCUACCUGGUUGGAACUUCCGUACUCUGAAUCUAAUUAUAAAAAUUCCGCUAGGAUUGAAAACAAUGCCACGGAUUUCAUUUUGUCGAAAUUGAAAGACGACACACGAUAUAAUAUUUCUCUUUCAGUUUUCAACAACAUUGGUCAUGGGCCCCCUAUUUUUGUCAUCGGAAAUACUUCGAAACCAGCUCAAGUUCCUGCAACGUCAAAAGUCGAUAGUAACAAUUCAUCUCCGCCGAAUCAACCAGACAGUCAUAUUCCCUCACAUUGUGAGCCGAAAUUCACAAAACCGGACCCAAAGCCCCCGUUUACAAAACCUCUCACAAAUUUUCCUGUAGGCCGGGUCGGGGGUAGUGUUUCUGCUGACUGCAUUGUGGACCUCACUAAGAUAGACAUUUGUUCCAUUAAAGAGAUCGCAUGGUAUAGGUGGGAAAACCAUGUACGGCGACAGAUAACUGAAGGAUAUGGCAAUAGUGGCAACCGAAUCGAGUUGAGGUAUGAGGUGGUAGACAAUACUAAAUAUCGACGUAUAGUGAUUGCAAAUCUGGCACUGUCAGAUGCAGGAAUGUAUUCCUGUAUCGUAUCUACUGCGAAUAACACGUAUGCUGUGGGCAAUAUCACGCUAUAUGUGAAAGACAGACAAGAACAUCUAUAUAUAUACCUGAACAAGGCAGAUAAAGGGUUAACUUGUGGCAUACAUACUGGCAAAUCACCUGGCCGCAAAAUAGAUACCAUCCGAUGGUUCACAUAUAAUAAGUAUGGAGCGUCGGUAAACAUCACGACCAUUGCUGAUGUUCGGGUCAAACAAGUCAAUGAAUAUCAGGAACGAUUGAUCAUUAACCAGUUCUAUCAUAAUGAUGCACGGCAAUAUUGCUGUCUUAUAAUAGCCCAAGGUGAAGAUCAAGGUAUUCGUAACCAAGUUUGUGAAGAAGUAGAGGCAACUGGACCGAUACAAAACCGUCCCAACACUCGGCCUGCUUUUAUCAUAGCAGGGAACCAACCUCAACCCCGAAAGGAAGGCCAAUCAUUGGAACUAGUUUGUGGUGUCAAUCUCAAGAUGAUCAAUGUGAAGAGAAUAACCGGCAUACAAUGGUACAAGUGGAUCAAUAGCACCUCGGCAUACACACAGAUCGAGAAUACUCCAGAUUGCACAGCUGUCGAUCGUCUGGAUCUUGACCCCUAUCGUGAACACAAAAGUACGUUGAUCUUUAGGAGCCUGAACAUCCUGGAUAGUGGUCAUUACAAAUGUGACAUUAUGAUGCACGACCAUACAGAUCAUAGCGUAGGGUAUGACAUAAAAGUUGAAAAAGGGCGAAGCAGGUAUCGCCAAUGAUGUAUCUUGCGAUUUUUUCGUCAUGGCGCAUACAACCGGAAGCGAAAUCACGCGAUGCAAUUUUAAUCUCUUCCCCCCGCCCCUUCUCGCCUUUAUGUUAUGAUGGACUAUUAAGUAAUAGCACAUCAGAAAACUGACGAACUUAAUGAUAAAAAAAAUAGUUCAUCACUAGGCCGAAAAGACUUUUUUGUCACUAGGGCGUAAGAAACUUUGCUGGUAAUUGUAAGUUUGUAGUCCGAGGCAAAUCCAAGGACUUCUGGCUCACAGUAAUAUGUGGUAGUACUCCAAAUAUGUAAUUUCAUUGGAAUAAUAUAUAGACCUCUUGUUGUUAUUAUGUUCAUGAAAAAUAAAUUAAUGGAAAUUUCUUACA
This is a messenger RNA of Diachasmimorpha longicaudata, 6320 nucleotides long. Its product is annotated as protein sidekick-2-like. The record is from RefSeq and is a predicted model, not a curated record. The transcript has 18 exons. Gene Ontology annotation, biological process: cell-cell adhesion. Lineage: Eukaryota; Metazoa; Arthropoda; Insecta; Hymenoptera; Braconidae. Gene Ontology annotation, molecular function: protein binding. The coding region runs from base 101 to 5950 and encodes 1949 amino acids.